Messenger RNA from Helianthus annuus (common sunflower), 1430 nucleotides. RefSeq names its product probable aspartic proteinase GIP2. Lineage: Eukaryota; Viridiplantae; Streptophyta; Magnoliopsida; Asterales; Asteraceae. The transcript has a single exon. Gene Ontology annotation, biological process: proteolysis. Gene Ontology annotation, molecular function: aspartic-type endopeptidase activity. Bases 7 to 1323 code for a protein of 438 amino acids. The record is from RefSeq and is a predicted model, not a curated record.
AAUAUUAUGGCAUCUUCUCAAACCCUCACCACCCUCUUCAUCUUUUCACUUCUAACAAUCUCAUAUGCUGCAACAGAUCCAUUCAAACUACCCAAACAAACUAACAUUCACUUCCCCAUUAGAAAAAACCAAACAUCCCUUCAGUACUACACCACAUUUGAGGCUGGAAACCCGCAAUCACAGGUCACCGCAUUAAUCGACCUAGGAGCGCAAGCAGUAUGGUUCGACUGCACAUCCUACGUCUCGUCUUCUUACAAGCGAUCAGCUUGCGGCUCAAACCGAUGCAAGAAAGCCUUGGGAUCAGUCUGUGUCGGGUGCAACUCGACUCCUAGGCCAGGCUGCUCCAACAACACAUGUGGUGUAUACGCUUUUAACCCGUUAACCAAAUACUUAACCGCUCAAGAGCUUGGUGAAGAUACCGUUAGAGUAACAUCGUCAGACGGACACUCUAUUCGCCUUAGUUACGACGUCCCCAAAUUCCAAUUCUCGUGUGCGGAUGCUGGCAUUGUAGAAGGCUUACCUGGUGACAACACUAAAGGGUUGGUUGGUUUUGCAAGAACAGACGUCUCAUUAGUUUCACAAAUCUCAUCUGCGUUCAGUUUGGCUAAAAAGUUUGCCCUUUGUAUACCCUCUUCUUCUAAUAAAGGAUUAGGUGACAUAUUUAUCGGUGGAGGACCAUAUUACAUGCCUCCUAGAGACGAAGAUCAAUCUUUGGACCUUUCAAGCACCCCGCUCGUUAUCAAUCCGGUCAGCACCGCACCGAUUUUCUCUGAGGGAGAUGCAUCAGAUGAAUACUUUAUCAAUGUUAAAAGCAUUGAAGUCGACCACAAACGUGUUGCUUUUAACUCUUCUUUGCUAUCCAUUGAUAGUAAUGGAGUUGGGGGGACAAAGAUCAGCACUGUAGUACCAUACACCACUUUGCACUCGAGUAUAUACAAACCUUUGGUUAACGAUUUUGUUAAGGCAGCUGCAGUGGAUGGCAUCAAAAGGGUGGCAUCUGUGGCGCCAUUUGGAGCCUGUUUUGAUGCCAAGACUGCUCCCAAGACGCUAGUCGGGCCUGCAGUUCCAGAUAUCGAUCUGAUUUUAGAGGGAAUAAACAUAUGGUUUACACUCUAUGGUUCUAACACAAUGGUGGAAGUUAAGAAGAAUGUGAUAUGUCUUGCAUUUGUUGAUGGAGGAGCUGAGCCUAGAACAUCGAUUGUUUUAGGUGGGCAUCAGUUGGAGAACCGAGUUCUUGAGUUUGAUUUAGCUGCAUCAAAACUGGGGUUCAGUCAACCUCUUCAGCUCUGGAACACAAGCUGCUCUCACUAUAGGCUAUCUUAAAUUAUAUCCCUGAGUAACUUAUGAUUUGGAUUUGGAUUUGGAUUUUGAUCUUGUAUCCUUCCAUUGGAAUGUUUUAAUCUAAAUAAAGAUUAUUGUGGUUUUUCGUA